Molecule: messenger RNA, 1344 nt
Organism: Echinops telfairi (small Madagascar hedgehog)
Lineage: Eukaryota; Metazoa; Chordata; Mammalia; Afrosoricida; Tenrecidae
Gene: FGF18
Product: fibroblast growth factor 18
Exons: 5
Coding region: 12-635 (207 amino acids)
Biological process (GO): cell differentiation; animal organ morphogenesis; positive regulation of protein phosphorylation
Cellular component (GO): cytoplasm
Molecular function (GO): type 1 fibroblast growth factor receptor binding; type 2 fibroblast growth factor receptor binding; growth factor activity
Source: RefSeq, a predicted model, not a curated record
CCCGCCCAGCGAUGUAUUCAGCGCCCUCCGCCUGCACUUGCCUGUGUUUACACUUCCUGCUGCUGUGCUUCCAGGUACAGGUGCUGGUGGCCGAGGAGAACGUGGACUUCCGCAUCCAUGUGGAGAACCAGACUCGGGCUCGGGACGAUGUGAGCCGUAAGCAGCUGCGGCUGUAUCAGCUCUACAGCCGGACCAGCGGGAAGCACAUCCAGGUCCUGGGCCGCCGGAUCAGUGCCCGAGGCGAGGACGGGGACAAGUAUGCCCAGCUCCUAGUGGAGACAGACACCUUCGGAAGUCAAGUCCGGAUCAAGGGCAAGGAGACGGAGUUCUACCUGUGCAUGAAUCGCAAAGGCAAGCUCGUGGGGAAGCCCGAUGGCACCAGCAAGGAGUGUGUGUUCAUUGAGAAGGUUCUGGAGAACAACUACACCGCCCUGAUGUCGGCAAAAUACUCCGGGUGGUACGUGGGCUUCACGAAGAAGGGGCGGCCUCGGAAGGGCCCCAAGACCCGGGAGAACCAACAGGAUGUGCACUUCAUGAAGCGCUACCCCAAGGGGCAGGCCGAGCUACAGAAGCCCUUCAAGUACACCACGGUGACCAAGAGGUCCCGGCGGAUCCGCCCCACGCACCCCGGCUAGGCUGCCCCACUGUGGCCCCCUGCCGCCGCCCUGGCCCACACUCACACUCACAGAGAACUGCAUCAGAGGAAUAUUUUUACAUGAAAAAUAAGGAAGAAGCUCUAUUUUUGUACAUUGUGUUUAAAAGAAGACAAAAACUGAACCAAAACUCUUGGGGGGUGGGGUGCGAUAAGGAUUUUAUUGUUGACUGGAAUCCCCCGAUGACAAAAGACUCGUGUGAAGGGACUGUCGUCAAUGCACAGGUGCUUGUCUCUCUCGAGGAAGUGACAACUCUAACCUUGACCCCAAGGAGGACUUGAAUGAGGAAAACGACACUCUGAGAAACCAAAGUCCUUUUUCCCAAAGGUUCUGAAAGGAAAAAGAAAAAAACAAAAUUAAAAAAAAAAGAGAGAGAGAGAAAGAAACAGAAAGUGGAACCACCCAACAAACCCCUUCUUUCCCCCUUUUCCUAGCCACCCCCCACCUCCCAAACUCCAACAAAAAUCGCUCUCUGGUUUGCAGUCAUUUAUUUAUUGUCUGCUGCAAGCUGUCCCGAGACACCGCGCAGGGAAGGCGUGCCCCUCGGAAUUCUCGGCGCCUCGACUCCCGACGACAGACGGUCUCGUCCAAUCACGGUGACCCUGCCUCGCUCGCAGUUCUGGAAGAUGCUGCUAUCGACCUUCCGUGACUCACGUGACCUAGUACACCAAUGAUAAGGGAAUAUUUUAAA